Molecule: messenger RNA, 2503 nt
Organism: Galendromus occidentalis (western predatory mite)
Lineage: Eukaryota; Metazoa; Arthropoda; Arachnida; Mesostigmata; Phytoseiidae
Product: long-chain-fatty-acid--CoA ligase 5
Exons: 6
Coding region: 99-2174 (691 amino acids)
Biological process (GO): fatty acid metabolic process
Cellular component (GO): membrane; endoplasmic reticulum
Molecular function (GO): long-chain fatty acid-CoA ligase activity
Source: RefSeq, a predicted model, not a curated record
CCCGGAGUGAAGCAGACUAUACAGCUCUCUUCCCCGGCUACUCGAUUUGAGUUUUUGUUAUCUUCGGCACCGGACUAUCGGGACAGCAGUCGUCUGACAUGGCUGAGACGCCGCCGAACCAGACCGUGGCGAAGAAUGACAUGGGACCUUACGCAGCGUACGGCGCUAUUGCGGCCACAGGAGUCGCGGGACUCGCACUCCAGUACAUGUUUUCCAAUAAGAAGCCUGUCCUCCCAGUGGUUAAUAUGGACAACCAAUCGCGAGAGAUCGUCAGCGUCGGCGAGCGCGUCAGAAUGUCACGCCUGCUCCCACCGAAUAAGAAGCUCGAUCAUCUGUAUGACGACGCUCGGACCCUGCACGACGUGAUGUUCCGGGGAGCCCGAGUUUCGAAGAACGGGCCAUGUCUCGGCUAUAGAGAGCCCGGCAGCUCGGAGUUCACCUGGAUACAUUAUAAUCAAGUUCUCGAUAGGAACCGCAAUUUCGCAUGCGGCCUCCAAGCGAUCGGCAUCACGCCCGGAAACUCGACGCAUAUCGGAAUUUUCGCAACGAAUUCUCCGGAAUGCAUCAUUGCCGAAAUGGGUUGCUAUUACUUUAGCAUGGUGCUUGUUCCUCUGUACGAUUCAAUGGGCCUGCAGUCGGUCAGCUAUAUCGUCGAGCAGGCUAAUAUCGAAACGGCGAUCUGCGAUACUGUCGACAGAGCGAAUGUCUUGUUGGACCUCAAGAAGGACUGUCCGGCUCUGAGACGCAUCAUCAUGAUGAGACCCAUCGUCGAAGAGCUGCAGAUCAAGGCUGCUGAGGUCCAGGUGGAGCUUUUCCAAUUCUCUCAAGUGGAGUCUAUCGGCGAGAAGAACCUCAAGCACCCGGUUCCCCCGAACAAGGAACAGCUUGCAACAAUAUGUUACACAUCAGGAACCACAGGCAAUCCAAAGGGCGUUAUGCUAACCCACAAGAACAUAAUUGCGAACCUCAGCGCUGUGAUGUUCCAAAUGGGAGAAUGGGCGCCGAACGGCAACGACGUCAUGCUGUCGUUCCUGCCCUUGGCGCAUAUGUUCGAGAGAUGUUGUGAAAUGGCCGUCUACAUGGUCGGAGGAGCGGUCGGUUUCUACUCGGGAGACAUCCGCGGUCUCAUGGAAGACAUGCAAGCAUUGAAACCCACCAUAGCCCCUAUGGUGCCCCGGCUGCUGAACCGCAUACACGACAGCAUAAUUACCGCUGCUCAAGGCUCGAAAAUAGCGAGUUUUAUACUCAAUCAAGCCUUAAGAUCGAAACAAAGCGAGGUCGAGAACUUCCUGAUUCGCAACAACCACCCAAUCUGGGAUCGGUUCGUGUUCAACAAGGUGCAGCAGAAAUUCGGAGGUCGCAUCCGACUGUUUGUUGUUGGCUCGGCUCCUCUGGCUUCGAAUGUUCUCAACGUAGUGAGAUGCGCUCUCGGUUGUAUCAUCGUUGAAGGAUAUGGCCAAACUGAAUGCACCGCUCCGUGUACGCUCACUUUCCCCGGAGACAUUCUUGCGAGUCACGUCGGGCCUCCGCUUGCAUGCUGCGAGAUCAAAGUAGUGGACGUGCCAGAGAUGAAUUACUACGCCUGUAAUGGCGAAGGUGAAGUAUGCGUGAAAGGAAGUUCCGUAUUUGCGGGAUACUUCAAAGACCCCCAAAGAACACACGAAGCUCUGGACGCUCAGGGCUGGCUACAUACGGGGGACAUCGGCAAGUGGUUGGAAAACGGAACCUUGAAAAUCACAGACCGUUUGAAGCACAUUUUCAAGUUGGCUCAAGGCGAGUACAUCGCUCCGGAGAAGAUCGAGAACAUCCUCAUACGGUCGCCGUUCGUCAUGCAGAUCUUCAUUCAUGGCGACAGUUUGAAGUCCUGUCUUGUGGCGGUCGUCGUUCCCGACCCCGAUUAUCUGCUGAAGUGGGCCUCCCAAAAUCGGAUCGGGGGAACCUAUGAGGAGCUUUGCGCCAACAAAGUUGUCAAAAAGUCAAUCCUGGAUGACUUGCUCGUGACCGGGAAGAAGAAUGAUCUGAAGUCCUUCGAGCUCAUGAAGGACCUCUACCUGGAGAGUGAACCGUUCUCCGUCGAGAACGAGCUCCUCACCCCAACGCUCAAAACCAAGCGAGCGUAUGCCAGAGCCAGGUACGCCGCUCAGAUAGAGGAGAUGUACCAUAAUCUUGAUUAGGCGAGAUCAUUCCGAUGUCACGUCAGGCAUUCAAGGGGUUCCGUCGAGUUUCCCGAGCUCCCCCUCACGGCGGAGAAGGAAAGUUCAACGCUAGUCGAAAGGAACUAAAGGAAUAAUCUAACAACGUAGAAAAAUAUGCUUGAGUAUCGUCGCUCAGCUGCUUGUUUUCUCUGUUGGCGAGGAGUAAUCGAGUCAAUCGCUCCAAUCGUCCGUUGAGGAGAGCAUAGAAAUUUUCAGCGUUGUUGUUUUUGACUAGAGAAUAGUCUCUUCCGUAUUUUGAUUCUUACUUUGCUAUGCAAAGGUCAGUAAACUCGGUAGUGAUAAAAUCU